GUAUGUUAGGAUCCCUGAAAACGAAAGUUAACUUUACCGACCCGGUGGUACUUUACCUAUUUGUGAUUCGCUACGGUGCCGAGCGAUAAACCAAAUAUAUAAGCUUUGCAUUCAGUCAGCUUUACAGCCGAUAUCAUCAUGGCGCAUUAUAGAGCCUCUGACUCUAAGAGAGAACAUUUCAGAAGAUAUUUGGAAAAAACUGGAGUUGUUGACAGUCUCACCAGUGUUUUUGUGUCUCUGUAUGAGCAACAAGAGAAGCCUGCCAAUCCUCUGGAAUAUGUGAAGGAGCAUCUUGGUGCUGUUGCCCUGACUUCAUCAGACACAGAGGCUCUGCAGCAGGAAGUGAAUGACCUGAGGCAGAGAUGUGCAUGUCUGGAGGAGGAAAACAAAGAUCUCAAAGCAAGGCUGCAGCAGUAUGAACCUGCUUCAGAAGAUGGAGGCACUGCUAACUAGAUUUCAUCAACAAACCCGUCUUUGUUUUGAUAAAGGUAUUAUUUGUUUUAUGCUGCUGUCAGUUUGAAUUUAAAGAUAGGAUGACACUGUAAAAGGUGAAAGCCAAAUGUUUUAUUUGCCUGUGAUGUUUAUCUGUAAAUUUCAACUUUAUUCUUUUCUUAUAUUCUAACUUAUUCUGUAUAUGUUUGUAUAUAUUUUUCCUGAGUGUUCAGUCUUUACUUAGUAAAAUAAGUUCAAAGUGUGGAA
Poeciliopsis prolifica (blackstripe livebearer) is the source of this 699-nucleotide messenger RNA. Its product is annotated as c-Myc-binding protein-like. The record is from RefSeq and is a predicted model, not a curated record. Gene Ontology annotation, molecular function: transcription coactivator activity. Lineage: Eukaryota; Metazoa; Chordata; Actinopteri; Cyprinodontiformes; Poeciliidae. The transcript has 5 exons. Bases 139 to 453 code for a protein of 104 amino acids. Gene Ontology annotation, biological process: regulation of DNA-templated transcription. Gene Ontology annotation, cellular component: nucleus.